Molecule: messenger RNA, 1292 nt
Organism: Exaiptasia diaphana
Lineage: Eukaryota; Metazoa; Cnidaria; Anthozoa; Actiniaria; Aiptasiidae
Product: RNA exonuclease 4
Exons: 8
Coding region: 19-999 (326 amino acids)
Biological process (GO): rRNA processing
Cellular component (GO): nucleus
Molecular function (GO): 3'-5' exonuclease activity; nucleic acid binding
Source: RefSeq, a predicted model, not a curated record
CCAUGUGCAAAGUCAACUAUGAAGAGAAAACGUGAAGAAGUUGGCAAUUUGUCGAAAAAAUMUGAUUCAUAUGCAAAGAAAUUUAAAGGAAAACCCCGAAAAGAAAAAGUUGUUCAGCCACAUUUACCAAAAUCGGCAGGAGAGCUAUCAUCAAACUGGUUGGCUUUGAAACAGGUUUUUACGAAAGAAAAGAAUCAAGGGAAAAAGGAAAACAGUUYGUCRAAACAUAAGUUGAAGCGAAAAGGAUUAUCUGACAAGACAGCAGGCCCACUAUCGACUGCCCUAGAUAGUUCAAAGAUACUUAAAGAUGAAAUCUGGUUUGAUGAUGUUGAUGCUGAAGAGAUUGAGARAGCAAGAGGUGGAAAGACUUCUACUGUUUCCAGGGAUGCAGCAAGAACAACUAUCAGUGRUGUAGAUGAUUUAUCAUUAGGAGGAUUUACAGGUUUGACAAAGAGGGUUGCUAUUGAUUGUGAGUUUGUUGGUGUGGGCUGGAAUGGAAAAAGGAACAUGCUUGCAAGAGUAUCAAUUGUUAAUUCACAUGGUUGUAAGGUCUUUGAURAGUAUGCUGCUCCACAAGAGGCAGUAACUGACUAUAGAACUACUGUUAGUGGAAUUAGAGCAUCGGAUCUCAAGCAUGGUACAGACUUCAAGACUAUACAAAAAGAAGUAGCGGAUAUACUAAAAGGACGUAUUCUUAUUGGACAUGCUGUCAAAAAUGAUUUAAAAGUUCUACUUCUUGAUCAUCCCAAAAAGGACACAAGAGACACAGCAAAGUACAAACCUUUUCAAAAAAUAGUAAAGAGCAAGAAUCCAUCCCUUAAAAAGCUGUGUCAUGAAAUAUUGCACACAAAUAUUCAAKACGGAGAGCAUUGCUCAGUCCAAGACGCACAAGCAGCUAUGAGGCUUUACAUUCUUCACAAACGACAAUGGGAGAAAAAAAUAAAAGAAGGUAAAUUCAGAAGAAAAUCUGACAACACUAAAGAAGAUGAAGGCAGCUAGUAACGUCUUGUCUACAUGGUCACGUAUAAUAGACUGUUCACACAAAGCCAUUAAUAACACCGUACAAAGCAAAGCCGAGUCUUAUGGACGCCSCUGACUUUGUCCUACAAACAACUUAUCAAACGAGAAAAGAUAUCGCAAGUUUUACAGGCGUUCUCAUUUUGCCACACCUCAUUCAGAAAAUUCGAGGAAAUACUGAUUUUGUCGCGGUCAGCUUCUUUUUUUGCAUCGCGCGGCUGCAAUGCCAGAGCUGCAACAUUUACUUAAUAAAUGUGAUCAUUCUUGUGGUGAGA